AUGGCACCACGAAGAGGGAUCAAGUUUAACCAUCGGAAUGGGCAUAGCUCGGGCAUAGAUGGGAGGAGGAGCAGUUUUUCGGAUAUCAGCGAAGCAGCCUCAGAACCUGGAUCUCCAAAACAAUCGGGACCAGGAGCGGAUGUGGCAUUAGAGUUCCAAGACCAACCUGUAUCGGAGUAUGAAAAAAAGAAGCAAACCUUCAUAACGCGGUCGAUAUGGACGUUUGUGAUGAUUGGAGCCUUCUUCGGGUCCAUGUUCAUGGGACACAUCUAUAUCAUUAUUAUUGUGACGGCAGUCCAGAUCGUUUCCUUCAAGGAGGUUAUUGCGAUAGCGAACGUCCCCAGUCGCGCGAGAAGGCUAAGAUUUACGAAAGCGUUGAACUGGUAUUGGCUUGCUACGACUAUGUACUUCUUAUACGGUGAAAGCGUCAUCUACUACUUCAAGCAUAUCGUGUUGGUUGACAAGGUCCUUUUGCCAUUCGCAACUCAUCACCGGUUCAUAAGCUUUAUGCUCUACGUUAUAGGCUUCGUCUUCUUUGUUACCUCUCUUCAGGCUGGUCAUUACCGAUUUCAAUUUACACAAUUCGCUUGGACACACAUGGCUCUAUACUUGAUCGUGGUACAAGCACAUUUCAUUAUGAACAACGUGUUUGAGGGGAUGAUUUGGUUUUUCCUGCCCGUUUCAUUGGUUAUUUGCAACGAUAUAUUCGCGUACUUGGUUGGAAUUACUGUUGGAAGAACCCAAUUGAUCAAAUUGUCUCCAAAAAAGACCGUGGAGGGAUUUCUCGGAGCCUGGAUAUUUACAGUCAUCUUUGGAUGUGCCAUGGCAAACGUGCUCAUGCGAUACAAGUAUUUCAUUUGCCCUGUAAAUGAUCUUGGUGCAAAUAUUUGGACUGGACUUGAAUGUGUUCCAAAUCCGGUAUUUCUUCCGCACACGUAUCAUCUUCCCAUCUGGUUUCCAUAUAUCAAAUCAUUCGUCAUGGCACCAAUGCAGAUCCAUAUUCUCCUGUUCGCCACUUUUGCGUCGCUCAUCGCACCUUUUGGUGGAUUCUUCGCCUCGGGUCUUAAGCGUACCUUCAAGAUCAAAGACUUUGGAGACUCGAUUCCUGGUCACGGAGGCAUCACUGAUCGUAUGGACUGCCAAUUUAUCAUGGGCUUCUUUGCGUACAUGUAUUACCACAGCUUUAUCGCCCAGAACAAAGUCUCUCUCGGAGGUGUUAUUGAGCAGGUCAUUACGGGUCUUACUCCUGAGGAGCAGAUGGAGCUUGUCAAAGGCAUCAGCAAGCAUCUUGUCAACCAAGGAGUCAUCACUGAAGGCGUAAGCACUGCAGUGCUUAAACGAGGUGCCCAUCUUGCUCCUAUACACUACACCAUUUCACGACGCGGUGGAAGCUUAGACAUAUCUGAUACCGCGAAUUUCUCCGCUCUGCAUGGUCACCUGCAAGAGAUCGAAUCUCGCUUUGCCUCAACUACUCGCGAACUAGAGAAGAAUACAGUUGUCCGGAAAGCCAGGCGCAGGCAUGAUACACAAGCCGAGACUGUCCUGUUGGGUGAGGUGGGCAGACCAGGGAAUUGGUUUGCGACUUUAGAGCUUGGAGAACCCGCACAGCAUAUUAAGAUGGAUUUAGAUAUGUUGACGGCAGAUUGCUUCGCACAUUGCAGACCAGCGCAGCAAUGGAUUCGAUCACUUGGACCAUCUGGUGCAUACCUUGGCCUAGCUCCUUCGUCGUCGCUAAGCCAGCUUAAUACAACGAGUUUGAUGAAUCAAUUGAUCGAGAAGGAGAUUAUAGAUUUGCCAAUGUGGUCAAUUGUUUUGUUGAAUGGUCAAGACGGCUUAUUUAGCAUUGGAGGUACGCCAGUUGCUGCCAUCAGGGAAGUCGAGAGGGAGACACGAAAAUUACUCUCAAGUCAAGAUAGCCAUGUAGAGCUGAAGAGAAGUAUGCCUCUUGAAAAAAGAGUUGCCGAAUACAAACCGUCAAAGGAAGCAGAAUCUAAUAUGGAGUGGAAGUGGUUGAAAGUCCGGGGCUCUGAUGGGUGGUGGCAGGUACAAAUGCAUGGAGUCUGGGUUGAUGGUACCAAAGUGGUCUACAAUCAGCCUGCCAUUCUUGAUGUCAAUACACCGUUCAUUAUAGCACCACCUAUGGCAGCUAGGGCAUUUUAUGCUACAACGUCAGGCAGUCGACAACUACCACCUCCUCAUGACCAAUUUCACGCCUACCCCUGCCUGAGUCCCCCGAAAGUACAUCUAGACUUUUCUGGUUGGACGGUCGAAAUACUAAAAGGUAGAAGACUUUUCUCUCCAGGUGGUAGAUUCAGUCUAGGAAGAAUGGCGCCGGGAAGCGGUUACUGUGUUGGCAUCAUCGUUGAGUCCAGAUUUGGGAAUGAGAAAUCCUCCAAAAAAUCUAGAAAUCACGACAACGGUUUAGCAAACACUUGGAUUAUCGGCGAACCAUUCUUUAAAGAUGUGCAGGUUGCUUUUGAGGUGAGAAAAGCAAAGUAUAUGUCCGCUGGCUGGAAGGAAAAGCUAAAUGUCGCUCAGUGGAAAACGAAACGAGUCGGCUUUCAACGAGUUUGA
Messenger RNA from Glarea lozoyensis ATCC 20868, 2574 nucleotides. RefSeq names its product Acid protease. Gene Ontology annotation, molecular function: phosphatidate cytidylyltransferase activity. Lineage: Eukaryota; Fungi; Ascomycota; Leotiomycetes; Helotiales; Helotiaceae. Gene Ontology annotation, cellular component: endoplasmic reticulum membrane. Bases 1 to 2574 code for a protein of 857 amino acids. The transcript is spliced from 8 exons. The record is from RefSeq and is a predicted model, not a curated record.